AAUUAUUCAGAAGAAGAAGAAAUCAAUGAAAUCAUAAAAUUGGCAGUAGAUGCUUAUAGAGCAUCAGAUAAAGGAAGUAAAGCCUGGUUAGAACAUGUGGAACAAGAAAUAGAAUCAAAAAAAAUUGAGGCUGGGAUGACUGAAAAGCGGGCUCAAGAAAUUUUAAAUACGAUCGAUAAUGGCGAGUUCUUAAUAAGGGUAAAAUUCAUUCGAGAUGAUUCUGUAUAUGGAGAUAAAUUUCAAACAACGAUUGCUUUUAAAAUUAUUGAUAAAUAUGAGCUUAUUCGUGAAUCAAAAAAGGCAGGAAUAGAUGAAAAAUUUUUGGUUAGAGAAGUCAGUGAGCAAUCUGAGGUAGGGAAGCUUGACAGUAAUGCAGUAGUAUAUGGAUUAUAUCGAAUCCGAAAGCCAGAUGUCAAUCGAUUAAUACCUAUGAAAGAUGGAGCACUUAACUGUGUAGCUCAACGAGUAAUAGAGCAUUUUGAUAACACUAAACGAGGACAUGGACUCACAGAAAUUCGUGCUCGAGUACAAGAUGUAGCAGAGUUAGAAAAAAUUCUUAACCGACCGAUUAAAUUACUUGAUAUAACUCAUAGUACUAUAUUUAAUAGUGGAAAGUAUCGAUCAGGUAAGUAUGAAGAAAUCGGAAUGGGUGAUACAUGGGAAGCUAUCAGUAAUAUCCUUAGGGGACCUCAAGCAAUCUGGCUUAUGGGAGUGGGGAUACGAGUCAAACAAUAUCCCAAUUGGCAAUAUCAAGAAGGAAUAAUCAAUAAGGAAAAGAAAUCGAUUCUUUCAGAAUCUCUAAAAGUUGUUGAUUUAGCAGAGCAG
Racocetra persica is the source of this 825-nucleotide messenger RNA. Lineage: Eukaryota; Fungi; Glomeromycota; Glomeromycetes; Diversisporales; Gigasporaceae. The record is from the annotation of a GenBank genome assembly.